AUGGGAAAGAGAGGAACUAGACGUAAUAGGGCCUCUAAUAUAGACUUUUCAGAGGAGCAGGCUGUCACCAAUGAGUUGGAUGAUUUUGCCGAAGCUCGUGAAAAGAUUUUGCUAGAGGAAUCAGGAAUGGGUGCUAGAUUCGAUGCCAAUGAUAUCAGUGAUGAGGAUGAGGAAGUGGCUGUUCUAGGACUAGACGAAGAUGAAAGUUCUGAUGAAGAGGAAGCUUUGGCUAGAAAAUUCCGUGGCGCAAGUGCCAUGGAUGAUGACGAAGAUGCUGAGCUUUACAACGACUUGGAGAAAACCGAAAAGAAUGAAGAACCGGAAUGGGGUGAAUCCAGAGACGAUUAUUAUGGUGGUGCUGAAUUAGAAGAUGAGGAGGCCAUCAAACUGAUGGAGCAGGAGGCCAUCAAACAGCAAAAAAAACAUUUAGAGGAUCUUAAUAUGGAAGAUUUCUUGGAUGAUGAUAUGGAUCAAGAAUGGAAGCAGUCUGCAGAGAAGGAAACAUUAUCUACCGAAACUGCGAUGGAACCUAUCAAAGCCGAUGAACUUUCCUCCGAUGAGCAAGUCAAAUUUUUGAAGAAAGCUUAUCCUGAGUUUUUACCCCUACUAAAAGAAUAUCAAAAAAUGAAGCCACUACUCCUAGAAUUCAAGGAUCAAGACUCUCAAAUAUCCAAGGUCAAAUUCACAGCAUUAUCUGCGUAUUUGGGAACUAUUGCAGUUUAUGUCGCAUUAUUUGUAUCUGCUCUGGAAAGUAAGGAGCAGUUUACAAUGAAAGAUCACCCGGUAAUGGAGGGUAUUUUAAAUACAAGAGAGGUAUGGAGGCAGGCAAAUGAGCUGUCUGGCAAACUUUCCAACAGCAAAUUCAGUGAUGCGUCUAAGAGUAUACCGAUCGAAGGUGAAUCUGAAUCCGAAUCUGAAUACCAAUCUCUUAUCGACCACGGAGAUUCUGAAGAUAGUGGGCUGGAGGUUGAUUUGGAACAAAAUAGUGAGAAACAACAAAUACCAUCAAGCAAUAAGACAUUACAAGAUGACUCUGAUUCAGAUUCAGAUGCUCCGCGUGAGUAUAAUAUUAAAUCCUUGGAUCAUAAAAGAAAAAAUGUGGGUGAUGAUCUGACUCAGCAGGAGAAACGUGCCCGUAAACGAUCCCUGCGAUUCUACACAUCCGUUAUCGACCAAGCCGAUGGAAAAAAGACAGUUAAGUAUGCUGGUGACGACGAUAUUCCUUACAAAGAGAGACUGUUUGAGAGGCAGCAGAGAUUAAUAGAAGAAGCAAGAAAGCGUGGAGAUAAUACUAACACUUCUGCCCCUGGAGAAGCUUUAGAUGAAGGAGACUUUGAAGCUGCUGACGAGGAAGUUGCUAAGGAUGUUAAUAACUUGGACGAUUCCUACUACCAAAAUGUGCUCAAUACCAAGAAGGAACAAAAGGCUGCAAGAAAAGCUCUGUACGAAGAAGCUGUACAAGCUGCAAAGGAAGGCAAAUUGGAUCAAUUUGAGGAGAAGAUUGGAACUGAUGGUAAGCGUGCGGUCAACUACCAAAUUCUUAAAAACAAAGGUCUUACUGCUCAUAGAAAGAAGGAGAAUAGAAAUGCCAGAGUUAAAAAGAGAAACAAGUAUGAAAAAGCACAGAAAAAACUUAAGAGUAUUAGAGCUGUAUAUACUGGAGAGCAGGGUCCAUAUGAAGGUGAAAAAACUGGUAUCAAAAAGAAUCUUACAAAGAGUGUCAAACUUGUUUAA
Komagataella phaffii GS115 is the source of this 1734-nucleotide messenger RNA. Its product is annotated as Component of the small (ribosomal) subunit (SSU) processosome required for pre-18S rRNa processing. Lineage: Eukaryota; Fungi; Ascomycota; Pichiomycetes; Pichiales; Pichiaceae. Gene Ontology annotation, biological process: maturation of SSU-rRNA from tricistronic rRNA transcript (SSU-rRNA, 5.8S rRNA, LSU-rRNA). The record is from RefSeq and is a predicted model, not a curated record. Bases 1 to 1734 code for a protein of 577 amino acids. The transcript has a single exon. Gene Ontology annotation, cellular component: small-subunit processome; nucleolus.